AUGUCCUUUAUCCAGGAUUCUUCCCUAAAUAAUUACCAAGAUAUUUAUAUUAAUGAUAGAAAUUAUCAAUGCAAUGAACCUGACAAAACCUUGAACCAAGACUCUUGCUCAAGAAAAUACCAGAAAUCUCAACAUCCAGAUGUCCAGAACAAAUAUAAAAAAUGUGAGAAAGUGUUUAAUCAAGCUUUAAAGCUUAUUAGCAAUGAGAAUACCCACAUUCAAGAGUAUUCUGACAAAUGUAAUGAAUGUGUAGAAGCUUUUACCCAGUCAGAGAAACAGUCUGAAAAUCAGGAAGUUAAUAUUAGAGAAAACUCAUACAGAUGUAAUAAACAUGAGAAAGUUUUUAGUCAGUCAUCCAAUCUAAGAAAACAUAACAUAAUCCACACAGAAGAAAACAUUUGCACAUGUAAAGAAUGUGGCAAAACCUUUGACCAGAGUUCACAGUUUCAACAAUAUCAGAAAAUUUAUGCUGGAGAAAAACCUUACAAAUGUAAAGGAGGUAGUAAAGUCUUUACUUGUUCCUCAGAUCUUACUGUGUAUCAAAAAAUUCAUAGUGGAGAGAAACGCUAUAAAUGUAAAGAGUGUAGCAAAGCCUUUAACCAUAAUUCAAGCCUUACUCAACAUCAGAGAAUUCAUUCUGGAGAAAAACCCUACAAAUGUAAUGAAUGUGGCAAAGCCUUUACUCAGCUGGGAAGCCUUAGACAACAUCAGCGAAUUCAUACUGGAUUGAAACCUUACCAGUGUGAAGAAUGUGGCAUAUCCUUUACUCAAUUGGGAAGCCUGACACAACAUCAGCGAAUUCAUACUGGAGUGAAACCCUACAAGUGUGAAGAAUGUGGCAUAUCCUUUACUAAGUUUUCAAUACUUCGACAACAUCAGAGAAUUCAUACUGGAGAGAAACCGUACAAAUGUGAACAGUGUGGAAAAGCUUUUAACUGUAGUUCAAACCUUACUCAACAUCAGAGAAUUCAUUCUGGAGAAAAACCCUACAAAUGUAAUGAAUGUGGCAUAUCCUUUACUCAGUUGGGAAACCUUAGACAACAUCAGCGAAUUCAUACUGGAGUGAAACCUUACCAAUGUGAAAAAUGUGGCAUAUCCUUUACUCACCUGAGACAACAUCAGCAAAUUCAUACUGGAGUGAAACCCUACAAAUGUGAAGAAUGUGGCAUAUCCUUUACUAAGUUUUCAAUACUUCGACAACAUCAGAGAAUUCAUACAGGAGAAAAACCGUACAAAUGUGAACAGUGUGGAAAAGCCUUUAACUGUAGUUCAAACCUUACUCAACAUCAAAGAAUUCAUACUGGAUUGAAACCCCACAGAUGUGAAGAAUGUGGCAUAUCCUUUACUCAGCUGGGAAGCCUUAGACUACAUCAGCAAAUUCAUACUGGAGUGAAACCCUACAAAUGUGAAGAAUGUGGCAUGUCCUUUACUCAGUUGGGAAGCCUUAGACAACAUCAGUUUUCAAUACUUAGACAACAUCAGAGAAUUCAUACUGGAGAAAAACCUUACAAAUGUGAAGAAUGUGGCAAAGCCUUUAACUGUAGUUCCAGCCUUACUCAACAUCAGAGAAUUCAUACUGGAUUGAAACCCUACAAAUGUAAAGAAUGUGGCAAAGCCUUUAACCGUAGUUCACAUCUUACUCAACAUCAGAGAAUUCAUAAUGGAGUGAAACCAUACAAAUGUAAUGAGUGUGGCAAAGCCUUUAAUUGUAGUUCACACCUUACUCGACAUCAGAUAGUUCAUACUGGAGAAAAACCUUAUAAAUGUAAAGAAUGUGGUAAGUCCUUUACCCAGUCUUCAGGCCUUAAACUACAUCAGCGAAUUCAUACUGGACUGAAACCCUACAAAUGUGAAGAAUGUGGCAUAUCCUUUACAAGGUUUUCAAUACUUUCUCAACAUCAGAGAAUUCAUACUGGAUUGAAACCCUACAAAUGGUCACAUCCCAGAGAACAGCUUCCCUUGUUCCUCCGCACUGCCAAGGGUGGGGAACUAAUUCCUUGGGAGGAGGCGCUGAUUACCAAGUCACCACGAAAAAGAGGCUACAGGACUCCGCUGGGGAAACAGCCUCCUUCACUCUCUACUCGGCCCUUCCUGAAGUGGAAUCUGUCCAUUUGGCCGGCGGCUCUGGCCACCAAGUCACAGCAGAGAGGUGACCGCGUGUCUCAGCUUGAAGAGCGGCCUCUUAGGUCACUAGACACUCUCAAGGGUGUGCGCUGUCUCCUUGGUGGAAAACAGCCCCGCUUUGUAGAUUCAACAAUCGGGCUCCUGCAGUCGUGGGUUUCAGACACACACCCACACACAUACACACUCGCAGAAAGAGAGCAAAGACGCCAGGGACUGAGUGGAACAGGGCCGCUGGAUACCGCCUGGAAACUCGGCAGCAAUAUCGCUCUUUCUCUCUUUUCCACCCUUUCGGAGGCGGGGCUUGAGUCUGCGGCUGUGACAGAUUGCGCAGAUUCGGGAGAAAAAGUGGCUGCGCGCGCGCCACUCCUCGCAGGGCGCUACCAGCUCUGCCGCAGCGGCAGUGGCUAUGACUCAGGUGGUCGCCCAGGGAACAAGUCCCCGCGGUUGCAGAUUUUGUGGUCCCCGAAUUGCAGCUGCCCACCCCCUGCUAGUCAGCGCUGA
Molecule: messenger RNA, 2625 nt
Organism: Propithecus coquereli (Coquerel's sifaka)
Lineage: Eukaryota; Metazoa; Chordata; Mammalia; Primates; Indriidae
Product: zinc finger protein 420-like
Exons: 5
Coding region: 1-2625 (874 amino acids)
Biological process (GO): negative regulation of transcription by RNA polymerase II
Molecular function (GO): DNA-binding transcription repressor activity, RNA polymerase II-specific
Source: RefSeq, a predicted model, not a curated record